AUGAAAUUAUUCUCGUGGGCUAUCUUACACAUUGACAACAUUGCUGCCAAGGCCCUUUCUCCUCCCAACUUCCAGGUGCUCCGAAGUGGGGGAGCUGGGACCCCAACCCGGUUCUGUCCGGCUCGGGGGCCCAUCUCCUUCACACCUGACACCAGGCCCAGGGGGUGGGCGGGCGGGCUGUCCCAGGGCUGCCUCCCUCGGUGGCAGAGGCGGCAGGACAGGCCCCGGCCCCGGCCCCGGCCCGGCCCCGGCCCGGCCCCAGCCCCGUCUGUCUCCCCUCCCCAGGCAGCCGCAGCUCCCGGACACCCCGCCCUACUCGGCGUCAGACUCCAGUUCUCCUCCCGACGCCAAAGAACCUCGUUUCCACCAACCAAGAAGAGAAAGUGCACAGAGGUGCUGGAGGACCCUGGGGACUGCCAGGUGUGGGCCCAGCACCAGGACCCUGGGGACUGCCAGGUGUGGGCCCAGCAUGAGGACCCCGGGGACUGCCAGGUGUGGGCCCAGCAUGCCCGAGCAGUGACAAGUAGGAGUCACAGCAGUGAAGUGCAAGACUACGACAGUGAGGGGCUGAACGUGAUGCCUGUGGACCAGUGUUCUCCUACUCUGAAGUGGCAGCCAUACCAAAGUGUUCCUUGGCACAGUUUAUUAAAUGGUCAUUAUGAAAAACUACCUGAUUUAGGCUAUCGAGUUGUCACAGACAAAGGAUUUAAUUUUUCGCCAGCAGAUGAAGCUUUUGUUUGCCAAAAGAAGAACCAUUUUCAGAUAACCAUCCAUAUCCAAGUUUGGGGAAGUCCAAAAUUUGUCAAAACUCAAAUGGGCCUAAAGCCAAUAGAAAUGUUUUACUUGAAAGCUUUUGGGGUUAAGGUAGAAGCCACCAAUCAAAUAAUUGCUAUUGAACAAUCGCAAGCAGAUAGAAGCAAGAAGACUUUCAAUCCUGUUAAAAUUGACCUGCCGGCCGACCAGGUCACCAAAGUUACACUGGGCCGGUUGCACUUCAGCGAGACUACGGCAAAUAACAUGAGGAAGAAGGGAAAGCCAAAUCCUGACCAGAGAUACUUCAUGUUGGUGGUCGGACUGUAUGCUGCGAACGGAGACCAGUUCUAUCUAUUGUCUGCCCACGUCUCUGAACGGAUCAUUGUGAGGGCCUCUAACCCUGGUCAGUUUGAAAAUGACAGUGAUGCACUAUGGCAGCGAGGACAAGUUCCCGAAUCUGCUGUUUGUCAUAGUCGAGUGGGAAUAAAUACAGAUGCACCUGAUGAAGCCCUGGUUGUCUGCGGCAACGUGAAAGUGAUGGGGACCAUUAUGCAUCCCUCGGACAGCCGGGCAAAGCAGAACAUCCAGGAGGUCGACACAAAUGAACAGUUAAGACGAAUAGCCCAAAUGAGGAUCGUCGAAUAUGACUACAGACCAGAAUUCGCAUCUUCGAUGGGAAUAAACACCGCCCAUCAAACAGGAAUGAUCGCCCAGGAGGUGCAAGAGAUCCUGCCUAGAGCCGUAAGAGAGGUUGGUGAUGUCACCUGUGAAAAUGGAGAGACGCUGCAGAACUUCCUCAUGGUUGAUAAGGACCAGAUCUUUAUGGAAAAUGUGGGUGCAGUGAAGCAGCUCUGCAAACUAACCAACAACCUUGAAGAAAGGAUAGAAGAGUUAGAAAUAUGGAACAGAAAGCUGGCCAGGCUAAAGCGACUCAAUAGUUGCAAGUCAUCAGCCAGCGAAGCAAGCUCAAUCAGCAAAUUUAGCAGAGCGGUUAGUGCCUCCUCUCGGAGAAGGGCUGUCCCCCAAAAAACCAACAAGGUUUGUUUUUCAGGAAAAAAACGGCUGUGUCCUAACUGGGUUUUCCAGACCUUGGUUAUAACUCUCAUCGCUGUGAUGGCAUUUUGCGCCCUGACGAUAGUCUCCCUUUACAUACUCAGCUUAAAAGAUCAAAACCGACGUGCCCCAAACCUCCCUCUGAGCAACAGCACCAGCUCUCGGGAGCCGGCCCCGCCGCCCACAGCCUCCCCCUCAGCACCUCCUCCAGCCCUGGCGACCACACAGGCCUCCCUCCAAGUCCCAGAAAUCACUUUCUGUGAGGUCCUGCCCUGUCGGGAGACUUACUGCUGCCCCAUCUGGGGAAAGAGAAGAGUCCCCUCAAGUCCCGUGCGGAGGCGGUCCCGGGAGGAGGACGCCCAUCGGGGGCCGAGGCGGUCCCGGGAGGAGGACGCCCAUCGGGGGCCGUGGGCAGAGAUUGAUACAACCAUUAGUUCUAUUCAGAUUGUGGAGAUCCAGCAAGUAAUAGAUCAUCGGUAUUGUGGUGGAGGCCUCCAGUGCAGCCCUGGGAAUUACAGUUACAAUAUUCCUGUUAAUAAGCACACACCUACCAAUGUCAAAUUCUCUCUGGAAAUCAACACAACAGAGCCAUUGAUAGUCUUCCAGUGCAAGUUCACCCUUGGAAAUCUAUGUUUCCAUGGUCAGAGGGGAGCCAGAGGGACACAGAGCCGCCAAGUGGUCUCCCAGGAGAUGACACAGGGCUAUCAGCACAUUUGGAGCCUCCCCGUAGCCCCAUUCUUUGAUAGCAUGUACCAUUUCCGUGUAGCUGCACCGGAUUUAGCUGACUGUUCCACGGAUCCUUAUUUUGCUGGGAUAUUCUUUACAGAUUACUUCUUUUACUUCUACCGGCACUGUGUCUAAUUUAUUCAAGUUGGUUGAGGACUUCACCAAAGGAAAAUACUCGGAAAUACAGGCAACAGAGGCAUCGCCUCUUGCAAUUUCUUUCUUUUCUUUGUAAAAUAUUCACGUUUCUUGCCAUAGGACUUUUUCAGGCUUCGGCUCCCAGCAGUUUUGAGCCAUUAAUGAGGAGAAUAAAGUGUUUGCUGCAACUUGA
Molecule: messenger RNA, 2860 nt
Organism: Canis lupus familiaris (dog)
Lineage: Eukaryota; Metazoa; Chordata; Mammalia; Carnivora; Canidae
Gene: MYRFL
Product: myelin regulatory factor like
Exons: 22
Coding region: 1-2667 (888 amino acids)
Biological process (GO): positive regulation of DNA-templated transcription; protein autoprocessing
Cellular component (GO): nucleus; endoplasmic reticulum membrane
Molecular function (GO): sequence-specific DNA binding; DNA-binding transcription factor activity
Source: RefSeq, a predicted model, not a curated record